This is a messenger RNA of Cryptomeria japonica (Japanese cedar), 2517 nucleotides long. RefSeq names its product reticulon-like protein B21. The record is from RefSeq and is a predicted model, not a curated record. The coding region runs from base 543 to 2156 and encodes 537 amino acids. Lineage: Eukaryota; Viridiplantae; Streptophyta; Pinopsida; Cupressales; Cupressaceae. The transcript is spliced from 10 exons.
GCAUUUUUAAAAUCCACUCUUCUAUGUUAUUCUCCUUUUUUAUGGAUUUCGAAAGGUCUGAUAAUCAUCUCAUUGAUCUUCAAGAUGGGCGGAUUUGAAGAGCCCAGAAGAAGUAAAGGAAAUGGUAGAGAUGAGGUAGGGAUUUCAUUCAUUUCUGCAACUUUUUCCAUUGGAUUUGGCGUUAUAUAAGCAUUGGUUUGCGCACCGUCGACGCAUUAAUGGAUGUAACUGCAAUACUCAUUGUUGAUUGAGAUAUGUACGUUGAGUAUAUUUCUAAAGAAUAAAAUUAAUGGUGGGUUUUUGAAGUCCUCUGUGAACAAAACAGGAGGGCCCAUGACCGAGAGACAACAGUUGGGAAAAGGGUUUUUGUUUGUCUGUUGAAUUAUUGGAGGGGACCGCUGGUAGAGCCGUUGGUAGAGGCGAUAGAGCUUGGGAUCUAGGGUUUUUGUUUGCACAGUAAAACUGGAUGUGGGUACAGGGUACAUAGAUAGAUAACGAAAGAGGAAUAAGCUUUUAAAGAUUUUGUUCAACAAGAGCAAGGUAUGCAGAUGGUUUAUGGAAGGGAAAGGUCUCCGUCUCCCCUAGGGGAAGGGAAGGCAGAGAGACAUCGUCCAAAAUCACCCUACUUGGCCGAAAGAGAAGAGCUUCUGGGAUUUAAUGAGAAUAUCCCCAUUAAUCUUCCAAAUGCUCUUGCAGGGAUCAAUCCUAGAGUUCCCUCAAGUCCCCUGAUGUCCCCAAAAAAGCCUUCUGAAGUAGGAGAGGUUCCACCACCCAAGCAGACCAAACAGAGAUUAAGGAGCCCUGGAUACCAAUCCCACGCGGGUCUUACUGAGGUUGUUCCAACCAGGGUUAUGCUGCGAAGAAGCCCAAGAAAGGAGCCUGAUGAUCUGCCCCUUCAAGAAGAGCUCCCUCUUGUGCCUAUCAAGAGGAGUAGCAACUCUAAGGGCAAAGAUAAGAGUCCUCAUAGUUCUAGAAGGGCUAAGAGUGACAUGAUUUCUACAGAGGAGGAACAGCUUGAACUUGAUCUCAGACAGAAGAAGACCAGGGGUGAAGAUCCUGAACUGCAAGUGAAGAGCUUAUGCCAAUUAGAGAGACAGCCUUCAAGAACUGGGAGACCAUCCAGAAGGACUAGAAUGGAAUUGCAGGAAAUUGCAGAGGGAAGUGACAAUGUAGGUGUUGAAACCAAUGGAAAAUCAACUAGGCGUGGCCGGACACAGACUCGACAUCAGAAGCGAAAAGUCCCAGAUCCAGCCCUGCCUACAGCUGCUCCCGAGGCCCUGACUGUCAACAAGUCCAACACUCAAGGUCCACAGCUGUCUCGCAGUUCCUCUCAGCCAAGAAAGUCACGAAGAGUUCCAGAGGUCGAAAUUACUCAGGAGAGAACAAAAUGGCUUCAAUAUAUGGCUGAUUUGAUCAUGUGGAAGGAAACGCCAAAAUCUGCUUUUAUAUUUGGAUCAGGCUCUUUCUGUGUUAUUUCUUCAUUUUUCACUGAUGAUUUGCCCGUCAGUUUUGUGACCAUUGUAUCAUACUUGGUACUCUUUUAUCUGGCAUUAAUUUUCUUAUAUAAAUCAUUUAUUCACAGAGAAUCAGUUGAUCACGACACUAGUUCAACAAACUACGAAAUAAGUGAAGCAGAUGCUCUUUGUGUCAUUCGAGUGAUUCUGCCUCCUGUCAAUGCAUUGUUUGCAAAAAUUAGAGAACUUUUUUCUGGGGAUCCAUCUACCACUUUAAAGUUGGCAUCUGUUUUGUGGCUUCUAGCUGAAUGUGGUCACAUGAUGACAAUGUGGACAUUAAUCAGACUUGGGUUCUUUGUUAUCUUCAUCAUACCUAAAUUCUACUCUAGCUACUCUGCCCAAGUGCAUGGAUAUGGGGAUUGCUUGUUGCUUCAUUGUUGGGAGGCAUGGAAUACUUGUACCCAUAAGAAAGCAGUGCUGGCUUCUGUAGCUGCUCUUGCCUGGAACUUAUCCUCAGUUACAUCCCGUGUAUUGGGGGCUUUCAUUUUGACUGUUGCUUUGCGACUUUAUCAGAAAUCUUUGAACUCAGAACUAGAUAGCCAAAAUGAAUUCCUUCCACCAGAAGAUGUCCAAGAUGGGGAGACAAAUGCAAUAGAUAUUAGUGGACUAGAGUUGAUGGCAAUGUCACAGAAAGGCAGCUAGUUGUUUCAUAUGCUACAAAUCUAUAUUCAUGACUUAGGUCACCUAUUGUGUCUCUGCAAUUUACACAAUUCACAAUUUCUAGAUUGGAAAGGAGAUUAUCAAUUCUUUAGCAUUUGUAUUAUUCAUUUCGAACAAACUCAUUCUCAAUUCUUUCGACACUUCUAGCUGGUUUUCACACCCAUUUUAUCGAAUUUUCUGAAACUACAAGACUCGCAUAUCUUCCAUACUACAAACAGACUGUAUCCAUAAGAAGGUACAGUGAAUUUGUUCAUUAUUCUGUCAACUUUCUUGCUUCUACAACAACAUCUGUAUUUGAUGAUUAAUGAAUGGAUAUAUAGUGAAUUGUACAGUGAUUUGUGUC